This is a messenger RNA of Anoplopoma fimbria (sablefish), 5824 nucleotides long. It is a transcript of the gene znf142, whose product is annotated as zinc finger protein 142. Bases 288 to 5594 code for a protein of 1768 amino acids. Gene Ontology annotation, biological process: regulation of transcription by RNA polymerase II. Gene Ontology annotation, molecular function: RNA polymerase II transcription regulatory region sequence-specific DNA binding; DNA-binding transcription factor activity, RNA polymerase II-specific. The record is from RefSeq and is a predicted model, not a curated record. Lineage: Eukaryota; Metazoa; Chordata; Actinopteri; Perciformes; Anoplopomatidae. The transcript is spliced from 8 exons. Gene Ontology annotation, cellular component: nucleus.
GCAUCGUUUAUGUAUUUUACUGUAGACCGUACGGACCGCGACGGCGAAAUGAAUUGCUUGCAGGAACUGAGACGGUUAGCUGCCAAAUUAACAAGAAGCUAACGAUAGCUCAGUUACCAGCGAUGUUGUUAGCGUAUUGAUACCAGUUAAUACUCUCAUAGGAAAAAGUACGUGAAACUUCGGCUACUAUCACUCAGAGUUAAUUAAGACAGCCUCAGCGUUAAGAUGAAUUUUACGUGCAGGGCGCCUGUCAAACGGAAAGGUUGAUUUGCUGUGUUUCAGAUAGAAUGGACCGCGGAAACCCGGGCAACACAAUGGAGACUGUGGAAUCUCAUGGAUGUGAAAAAUGUGGGCAGAGUUUCUCAGACAGUGGCUUGUUUAACUCACACCACUGUUCAGAAAGGCCAACCACUUCAUCCACUAAAAAAAAGGUGGGGAACUACAAAUGUUCUCAGUGCAGUGAGGUUUUUUCCGAGCCAGGUGUCCUGAAACGCCACUUCAAAAUCAUCCACAGUGGACGCGACCCUGAAGGCCCGUUCCCCUGCACUGAGCAAGGCUGUCAGUUCAGCAGCACAGGCCGUCAGGAAUAUCAAGCCCACUUGAUGUCCACACAUGGUCUCACUCUUGUUCCCUGCCAACUCCAGUCCUGCAGAGUGUCAUUCCUCACACAGGAAGAGAUGGAGAGACACUUGCGGGGCCACAUGCCCUUUGGCUGCUUUCAGUGUCAGUUUGUCACUCUAAAUGUUAAAGACCUGAAUGACCACCUCUUGGAGCACAACCAUCAGCCACCUUGCGCCCAAGAGAACGAGACUGCAGCCACUGUAUGCACUGAUGGAAGCAACCAGCUCCAGGUUUCGCUCAGGCUGAAGAGAAAGCUAAUCCCCAAACCAGCUUAUGCAUCAUCUUUAAAAGAAGACAGGAAUGAGGAACCUACUGAGAGGCAAAGGCGCAGUAUUAAAAGAGUGAGAAAGACAGUGGAAAGAGACAAGCCAUCAACAGUAGACGCUGCAUCGCCGCCAUCCAAAGAGUACCUUGCGGAGGGAUCAGAGCAUACCUAUCGCACCCACAUCUGCCCCAAGUGUCGACGCUGCUUCAAGAUGCGCUCCCACCUGCAGGAGCACCUCCAUUUACAUUUUCCCGACCCCAGCCUCCAGUGUCCCAACUGCAAGCGCUACUUCACCAGCAAGAGCAAGCUACGCAUACAUCGACUCCGUGAGGCGGGUGACAAGGUUCACCGUUGCCACUUGUGUGAAUAUUCUGCCGUGGAGCGCAACGCAAUCCGCCGCCACCUUGCCAGCGUGCAUGGCGAUGAGGCAGAGGGUGACGUGAACGGUCACAACUAUCCCUGCCCCACCUGUGGUCAAAGCUUUCGCCAGAGCAGGUCACUUAAGGCCCACAUGAAGACGCACAAUAUCCUGUCGGGCAGCAAGCCAGUGGCCUGCUUCCAAGAGGGUUGUUCGUUCCAGAGUUCUUUGCGCAAAGAACUUCUCAGACACACGGCCGAGGCGCAUGGCGUCAGGGCUGUAGAGUGUCGCCAUCACGCCUGUGGGGCCGUCUUCCAAAGUGAGACGGUCAUGGAGGCUCAUUAUCGGACGCACCUCGCCUACCACUGCCCGCAGUGUGAUUUCUCUAGUUCCAAUAAGAACGUCCUCCUCCAGCACCAGCGGCACGGUCACCCAGGAAACAACAAGCUUUCCUGUGACUUUUGCGCCUUCGUCACAUUUAACCCCGUGGAGUUCGAGCAGCACAUCGGACAUUUGCACGCAAACGAGAAGAUCCAUCGCUGCUCUCAGUGCAGCUACGUGACCUCGCAUAAGCGGGGCUUGAAGCGACACAUGCUGAUGCACAGUGGUGCGAAGCCCCACAAGUGUAGCCUGUGUGACUUCAGAUGCCGAGAUGAGUCCUACCUCUCUAAACAUAUGCUCACUCACUCAGACGACAAGAACUUUAUGUGCGCUGAAUGUGGAUACGUCACUAAAUGGAAGCACUAUCUGAAUGUCCAUAUGAGGAAACAUGCUGGAGACCUCAGGUAUCAGUGUGACCAGUGCCCAUACCGCUGUCACCGCAUGGACCAGCUAAAUAGCCACAAAUUACGUCAUCAGGCCAAAUCACUCAUGUGCGAGAUCUGCGCGUAUGCCUGCAAGCGCAAAUAUGAGCUCCGCAAUCACAUGUUGGCCAAACACUCUGGUGAGGAGAAACCGCCAUCUGUCUUUAAGUGCAAAUACUGCACGUACACUACCUGCUACAGACAAGCACUUCAAAACCAUGAGAACUGCAAACACACCAAGCUGAAAGAGUUCCGGUGUGCCCUCUGCUUCUACUCCUCUUUCAGUAGCAUCAGCCUCUUUCUGCACAAGAGGAAAGCUCAUGGCUACGUACCUGGGGACAAAGCAUGGCUAGAUAACUAUGCUGCAAAGGAGAAGGAGAGGAACUCAACGGAGUUCUUGCAGGACUUUUACGAUAAGCCCUCAGCAGUUUGUAAGCAGUCUGAACCACCAACUUCUGAAGGACCUCCACCUUCUCGAAGAGAACAAUCUGAUCUUCCUGGCACAUCAGAUCACGGUGCCACCAAAGGAUCCAUAGCUGGUUCACAAACUGUAGAUUCCGCAGAUGCUUUUGAUGAUGUUUCUCAAGAGGUUGUUAAUGAAGGUGUUUCCGACCCUCCUCCAUCUGUGAACAGUCCCGAGGAGUACUGUACUCUCGUCUUAACAACACUAUCGACCACAGACUAUCAGACCUCCUCUCUGCAAAGUCAGGAAGGGCAUUGCUCAAUUCAAACUCCAAGCACAGCCAACUUAAAUUGUAAUGGCUUUGACAUAUCAAAAGAGAAAGCAGACUCCUCUACAUCUUCGUCAGAGGAAGACAAUGUAGCUGUGGCAGAUGCAGAACAUGAACAAAGUGACUUAGAUGACAACUAUGCGCCUCUGAAUAAUACAAGUCAACCAGGUGAACCCAGGGAGUGUCAAACAUCUGAGGUGAAGAAUGAUGUGGAGACAAUCAGUUCCACGUUUCCAUCCAAGCAGAAGAAGCCAUUAGAAUCUGAGAUCCGUCUAAAAGCUAUGAAGAAGCACGACAAGGACCAAGCAGAAGCCAUGGUUUUGGAUGGAAGGGUGCAGAUGCUUGUGGUGCCAACCAAAGACGUUCAUCGAUGCAACAAGUGUUCUUACGUAACCAGCAAGGAGACCGCUUUGAAGUACCACUGCCAGGCUUUGUGCCAAGGUAGAACCAAGGGACACAAGUGCCAGGAUUGUGGGGCACAAUUCAAACAGAGGCGAGGUCUUGAUAGCCACCUUGCAAAGAAGUGCCCAGCACUUCCACGAAAAACAAGGGUAUUUGUAGGCAAUUCAAAUACAGCAGAGGACAACUCUACUGUAGGGGAGGGAGGAUCCAAACAAGUUGAUGAGGGAAUAAAUUCUGAUCAGACAGAACUUCUUAGUCGGAAUUCCACAGAUUCAAACGAUCAGGAAUUUCAUCAGCAAGAAGAGGAAGUAUGUACAUCUCAUUUAACAAAAUGUAAAGAGUCAGGACAGCAGCCAAGCAAAAUUUUGAAAAAGAAACUUUUAGAAGUUAAACUUACAAAGACGGCGUUAUCUUCCAAUAGCAAGCAACGAACUAUUCCAGAGCAGAAGUCCCUAUAUGCUCAAAAAGAUGGGAAAUUUAAAUGCAAGCUGUGCAAUUUUUCAUCAGUCAGGCUAACAACAGUUGAGCGACACCUCUCACACUGCAGGAAGAUCUUAAAGAAAGGAGAGAAUCCGAUCAUUCCAGAAGAGGAGGAUGAGUGUGGUCGCGAGUCGGUCAACGACAAAGAGGACUUGGUGGAAGAGCACAAUGACAGAACUGGGAAAGUUUCACAAAACCCUAAAAUUUUCUCUUGUCCAAGCUGUGCAUUUCAGUGCAGUCAGCAAGCGGCAUUAGAGCGUCAUGUAAAGAGAGGCUGCUUGAAGCCAGAUGAGUUCCAAUGCACCACGAGUUCAAUUGUAGCCAAAUCUAAAAUUCCUUUGACCCGUCGCAUUGCAUGUGUCCAUAACAAAAAAAAGGUUGCUCUUGCUAAACGUUUGCAUUGCCAGCACUGUACUUUCACCUGUAAACAAGAACGACGCAUGGCGCUACAUGUUGCGCUCAAACACAAAGGCGCACGACCUCACCGCUGUCGAUAUUGCCCUUUUAGCACCGCAAGGCGAUAUCGCUUGGAAGAGCACGAGUCCCUCCACACGGGGAUCGGACGUCACAGCUGCGAUGUGUGCGACAAGACCUUCGGGGCCUUGACCAAAUUGCGCCAGCACAAGAUGCGCAUCCACGACAAACAGCCGACGCACUUCUGCUCACUCUGUGACUUCAGCGGCUACACGCUUGACGAUGUGAGACGGCACAAUCUCAGGUGCCACACGGGGGAGUUACACCACGCUUGCACUCGUUGCGAUGCUCAGUUCAGUUCAGAAGUUGCGCUGAGAAACCACUGCAAACGCGUGCACCAGCUCCAGGUCUGUUUCUCGUGUAAGCAGUGCGACUACACAUGUGGCAGCGAGGUCUCUCUGAAGACCCACCAAGAGAGCAAGCACCCUCAGGUAAAGUGCAACACCUGCCAGGAGUCUUUUAAGACAAAGGAGAGCCUUGAGAUUCACCAGAGAACCCACAUGGCACAUCCAUGUCAGCUUUGCCCCUUUGCGACCAAAACAAGGCAGCUGUUAGCUCAACACCUUCUGAACGAACACGAGGAGGGAUCUCCAGAGGACAAGCCUUUCAGGUGCAGCUCUUGUCAGUUUGCUUGUCGGCAUCAGCUGGUGUUGGAGCAGCACUUCCGUUCACACGGAGGCAAGCGCCUGUACAAAUGCACAGACUGCGAGUAUUCAACCCGGAACAAGCAGAAGAUCACGUGGCACAUUCGCAUACACACUGGAGAGAAGCCUUACAGCUGUGAGCAGUGCAGUUACACCUGCACUGAUCCAUCGAGGUUGAAGCUUCACAUGCGGGUUCACCAAGAGGAGAAGAAGUACCUUUGUCCAGAGUGCGGCUACAAAUGCAAGUGGGCGACUCAGCUGAAGUACCACAUGACCAAGCACACAGGGGAGAAGCCAUAUGCCUGUGAUGAAUGUGACUACCGCACCAACAGAGUGGAUGCUCUCCGCGCCCACCGGGACACGCAGCACUGCGAAUUGCGACCUUAUGUGUGCGAGAAAUGCGGCAAAGCCUUCAAGACUAGUUUCAUACUGAAGACCCAUCAACGGCAACACAGUGACGAUCGGCCAUACUCGUGCGGCUUGUGCCAAAAGGCCUUCCGGUGGCCGGCAGGUCUCAGACACCACUACCUCUCGCACACCAAGCAGCAACCUUUCUGCUGUCGCCACUGCUCCUACAGAGCCAAGCAGAAGUUCCAGGUGGUCAAGCAUUUGCGGAGGCACCAUCCAGAGAUGUCAGUGGAGCAGGGGGUGGUGAGGGACUCUGAAGCCGUUAGCCUGACCCUGAAGGAGGCUUUGCAGGGGACGCUUGAUAAGAGAUCAGCAGAAGUGGAGGAGGAGGAAGCAACAGCCGACAAAGCACAGGCAGUAAAUGAAGAGGUUGUGCAAAGAGAGGAAGACAGCGAGACAAAACGCUGAAGAGAGGAACAAUAUAUAGUGAUCAAUUCAAAUGAUGAAUGGAAAUCAUUGCCAAAAGGAACAGUGACAUAAUUAUUCAAUAUUUAUAAUUGACCACUUCAUUUUAUACUGUAAAAGGCCAAUAAAACAUAUCAGUGCAUACUGUCAAAUGCUGGAAUGCAGAUUGAUAGGAAAGUGUGUUCUGUGAAAAAGAAACCAUGUUUUGUUUUAUUCUAAGUUCUUUAAUAUUG